Tinamus guttatus (white-throated tinamou) is the source of this 1202-nucleotide messenger RNA. The record is from RefSeq and is a predicted model, not a curated record. NCBI's taxonomy places the organism in Eukaryota, Metazoa, Chordata, Aves, Tinamiformes, Tinamidae.
ACAAGUACCUUUACGCCAUGCGCCUCUCCGACGAGACCCUCAUAGACGUCAUGGCUCGCUUCAGGAGGGAGAUGAAGAACGGCCUCUCCAGGGACUUUAACCCCACGGCGACCGUGAAAAUGCUCCCUACGUUCGUGAGGUCCAUUCCCGACGGAUCAGAGAAAGGCGACUUCAUCGCGCUGGAUCUUGGCGGUUCUUAUUUCCGCAUUCUGCGGGUGAAGGUGUCGCAUGAGAAAAAGCAGACAGUGCAGAUGGAAACUGAGAUUUAUAACACGCCCGAAGACAUCAUGCACGGCAGUGGGACACGGCUUUUUGAUCACGUUGCUGAAUGCCUGGGAGACUUUAUGGAGAAACAACAGAUCAAAGACAAGAAAUUACCAGUUGGCUUUACCUUUUCUUUCCCGUGCCGGCAGUCCAAGCUGGAUGAGGGCAUCCUGAUCACCUGGACGAAGCGCUUCAAAGCGAGCGGCGUGGAGGGCGCGGACGUCGUGCGGCUGCUGAGCAGGGCCAUCAAGAAGCGGGGGGACUACGACGCCGAUAUCAUGGCGGUGGUGAAUGACACCGUGGGCACCAUGAUGACCUGCGGCUUCGACGACCAGCGCUGCGAAGUCGGCCUGAUCAUCGGCACGGGCACCAACGCCUGCUACAUGGAGGAGAUGAGGCACAUCGACCUGGUGGAGGGCGACGAGGGCCGCAUGUGCAUCAACACGGAGUGGGGCGCCUUCGGCGACGACGGCUCCCUGGAGGACAUCCGCACCGAGUUCGACCGCGAGAUCGACCGCGGCUCCCUCAACCCCGGCAAGCAGCUGUUUGAGAAGAUGGUGAGCGGGCUCUACAUGGGCGAGCUGGUGCGGCUCAUCCUGGUGAAGAUGGCCAAGGAGGGGCUGCUCUUUGAGGGCAGGAUCACCCCCGAGCUCCUCACCAAAGGGAAGUUUGAGACGAAGCACGUGUCUGCCAUAGAAAAGAGCAAGGAAGGCCUGAGCAAAGCCAAAGACAUCCUGACGCGCCUGGGCGUGGAGCCGUCUCACGAGGACUGCGUGGCCGUGCAGCACGUGUGCACCAUCGUGUCCUUCCGCUCGGCCAACCUGGUGGCCGCCACGCUGGGCGCCAUCCUCUGCCAGCUGCGCGACAACAAGGGCGUGGGCCGGCUCCGCACCACCGUGGGGGUGGACGGCUCCCUCUACAAGAUGCACCCGCAGUAA